This is a messenger RNA of Tilletiopsis washingtonensis, 1402 nucleotides long. RefSeq lists its product as hypothetical. The transcript has a single exon. The record is from RefSeq and is a predicted model, not a curated record. The coding region runs from base 229 to 1173 and encodes 314 amino acids. Lineage: Eukaryota; Fungi; Basidiomycota; Exobasidiomycetes; Entylomatales.
CGAAGGCAGGCCGGCGGGCAAUACAACAAUGCGCCUUCAACCUGCGCGCGCCGCAUUCUAUUCACGCCGCGCUUCUGUAUUCGCCUCCGGGCAUGCUCCCUCUCGUUGCCUCACUUGGCGCCCUCCCGACGCCGCCCACCUUCCCGCUCCCACUCCGCGCGCGACACACACAGCGGACGCAGCGCCUUCGUCUCGGCCGCGAGCGCACGUGCGCCAUGCAGCGCCGACAUGCUGCGCGGCGAGCGGCGUCAAGAUGGCAGGGGGGGGGGGGGUCAGUGCAUCGCUCUGCGCUCAAAGGCCAGCGAGGCACGCAAGGGAACGCACGCAUUGCCUUGCCAGAUCCUCAUCGGCACAUUCGUCGGCGCCAGCGCUCGCAGUUCCGUCUCUCUGCCCAUCAUGCCCAUCAAGCAAAUCGGGCCGUCAGCAUCGACGUUCCUAACAUACGUUGCUGCGCUUCCCAAGCCAAGACAAACUCACAGGCGUGCCCGCAUGCCCUUCAUCGCCGCUCCGCCGCCGAUGAGCAGGAUGUUGCUCCACAGCAGCGGCUGCACUUGCGCCUCGCACGCGGCAAUGGCAGAGUGCACCAGCUGCGGCAGCGUCUGCGACGAAGGGGCAGUCGCGCUGCCGCCGCUGCCGCUGCUGCUGCUGCUGCUGCUGCUGCCUGCGCAGGCUUGCAGCACUGACAGGGCAGCAACUGGGUGCCGCCAGGCCGGCCUGGCGAUGUCAGUCUUUGCUCUCUCGCAAAAAGGCCCGAAAGCUCGCCCCUCUCUCUCCAUUCAGAAGCGUGCAAACACUCACGUCGCCGUCCGUCUGAGAAGCACAUUUCGCCCAGCUCGUACCUCUCCCUCUCCAAGCGCAGCACCUGCUCGUCCGUCUUCCUUCUCUUGCGCUCGCCUCCUCCCUCCUCUCCUUCCUCGCCGGCAGCAGCAACAGCCGCAGCGGCAGAGGGGUACGCCGGCCGCGCGUAGCCAAACGUGGCGCGCUCGCGCUGCGCCGCACUGGCGCUGGCAGGCAGCGCUUCGGCAUGGUCGGGCAGGAUGUAGUCUUGAGCUAUCGCGUUGCGCUUUGAUCUGUUUGCGCAUGUUCCGAUCAGCUUGCACUUCCUCUGUGGGUGUGCGAGCAAAUGUGCAAGCUGGCGCCCAACUCACCGACAUGCCCAUUCACACGCCUUGAAGCUCCAUCGUUGCACUUCCUUCUCCGCCUCCUUCCCCACAACGACGUCGGGGCGACACGAAGCAUUGCCGUACGCCGCCGGCACAAAGCAGCACUGCUCCUUGAUGUGCUGCACGAGCAGCGUCUCGUCGGACAUGUCCCACUGAUGAAACGAGAGCGUCGCUUGCAGCGCACGCGUGAGCGAGCGGCCGGAGGUGCUGGAGCUUUUUUUUUGAUGCGUGGGAAGGGG